AUGAUGAGGGCAGCCAUCGUCGUCGCGCUGCCCGCGGCGCUCUGCGCCGCCGUGGCACCGUCGCGCGACUUCUACCGCAACGGCACGUCCCUGCCGUCGCUGGGUCCGCGCCCGUACGUCUCGGCCAUCGUCAUGAGCUACAACCAUAAGGGCAACAUCGCGAAGAUCGCCGAGCUCCUGCACGCCGAGCCUGGCGUCGGCGAGAUCGUCGUCGCCGAGGACGGGUCGACGGACGGGUCGCCGGAGGCCUGGCGCGCGCACCUGGCGCCGCGCGACAAGCUCGUCGCGUCGGCCGACGUGCACGAGAUCCGCGCCUACAACGGCGGCGCGCGCGCCGCGACGGGCGCCGUCUACUGCUUCCUCCAGGACGACGACCUGCCGGACGACGCCGGCUGGGCGCGGGAGGUGCUCGCGCUCUUCGAGGCCUUCCGCGGCGCGCGCCUCGGCGUCGUCAGCGGCCUCGCGGCCGAGGUCUGCCAGGUCGAGCUCGGAGAGGUGCAGGUCGACCACCCGGCGGCGAUGAAGAACGCCAAGGUCACGCGGCCCCUGCCCUUUGUGGCGCCGGACCUCGCCGGCGCGGCGCCGGGCCGCGGGAGCCCGCCCUUCGCGUUCGCGACGGAGGCCUGGCUCUCGCCGCUCUGCGUGAGGGCGGACGCGUGGGCCGCGCUCGGCGGCUUCGACGAGACGCUGUCCGCGCCGGGCGAGCCGGGCAUCGGCCUCGACAUCCACCUCUCGCUCCGCGCGGCCGCGGAUUUCGGGUUCACGGUGGGCGCGCACGGCGCGAAGUUCACGAGGGGGGUGGGCGGCCACGGCACCGUGUCGGACCCGGCCAAGGCCGCGCUCCGCCUGCGGAAGCGCAACGAGAUCUCCCAGCGCAUCCGCCAGGUCGCGGGCUGCCGCUGGCCGCCGGAGAUGCUCACCCGGGCCGCGGAGCUCAACGCGCGGUAUUUGCGGCCCCGCGCGGGCGCCGAGGACCAGCGCGCGGCCGUCGAGGCCCAGUGCAAGCCGUUCCUCCGGCGGCCCUGCCCCCCGCGCGGCCAGGGGGGAAGGCGACCGCCGUAA
Aureococcus anophagefferens is the source of this 1062-nucleotide messenger RNA. RefSeq lists its product as hypothetical. The coding region runs from base 1 to 1062 and encodes 353 amino acids. Lineage: Eukaryota; Pelagophyceae; Pelagomonadales; Pelagomonadaceae. The transcript has a single exon. The record is from RefSeq and is a predicted model, not a curated record.